Salvia splendens (bonfire salvia) is the source of this 3493-nucleotide messenger RNA. Its product is annotated as putative receptor-like protein kinase At3g47110. Gene Ontology annotation, biological process: protein phosphorylation. The transcript is spliced from 4 exons. The record is from RefSeq and is a predicted model, not a curated record. NCBI's taxonomy places the organism in Eukaryota, Viridiplantae, Streptophyta, Magnoliopsida, Lamiales, Lamiaceae. Gene Ontology annotation, molecular function: protein binding; ATP binding; protein kinase activity. Bases 80 to 3409 code for a protein of 1109 amino acids.
UCAUAAAUAUACUACAAAAAACACAUACUUUUCAUAAACACACACAAUCCAAUUAUUCAUCAGUCAAAAGAAAUUAGAAAUGAAGACUUAUUUCCUUUAUUUUUCCCUUACACUUUUCAUACUAAACUUAUUGACUCUCUCCUCAACCCAAACAACUCCCAACUACACCAAUGACCAAAUAUCCCUAAUUUCCUUCAAAAACUCUCUCACACAAAACCCUAAUUCCCUCAACAACUGGUCCACCAACACCUCCAUCUGCGAAUGGACCGGCGUCUCAUGCGGGCCCCGCCACCAACGAGUCACCACCCUCAACGUCUCCGGCCUCUCCCUCCGCGGAACCCUUGCUCCACAUCUCGGAAACCUAACGUUUCUCCGAUCCCUAGACAUAAGCUCCAACAACUUCACCGGCCCGAUCCCCUCCCACCUCUCCAAACUACGUCGUUUGAGGACAAUAAACGCGGGAUUCAACAACCUCACCGGAGAAAUCCCGAUAUGGUUAGGUUCCUUAUCACAACUGCAACAUGUCCAUCUCAACAACAACACCUUCUUUGGGACAAUCCCUCCUUCUUUGUUGAAUGUUUCGAGUUUGCUAACUUUGAAUUUCGGAAACAAUUCUCUUGAUGGAUAUGUUCCGAAAGAGAUUGCCAACUUUUCUUCACUAGAAAGGUUGAAUUUGGAGGGGAAUAUGUUCAUAGGCUCUUUGCCUUAUGGCAUCUUCAAUAUUUCUACUAUAGUGGAUGUGAAUAUGAGAUAUAAUAGUUUAAGUGGUGAGAUUCCAAAUGAUGUGUGUAGUAAUGAAAAUCCAAAAAUUAAAAGAAUAAUAUUGAAUAAUAACCAGUUGUUGGGGAGAAUUCCACCGAACAUUGGCAAUUGCAGAGUGCUGGAAGCGAUUUGGUUAAAUGAUAAUAUCUUAAGUGGAAGCAUACCCCUUGAAAUUGGGAGUUUGAGCAAGCUUGAGUUUUUAUCAUUGGCGACCAACCGUUUAACAGGUCGCAUACCAAAGGAAGUUGGAAAUCUUACAAACCUGAAACUCAUGGGACUCUCUUCUAAUCAGUUGGAAGGUGAACUACCAGAAGAGCUAGGAAAACUAGCAAACCUUGAGCGUUUUCAUGUUCCCUUUAACGAUCAUUUAAACGGCUCCAUACCAUCUUCCAUAUUCAACAUCUCCACAUUGAAAGGAUUACAUCUCCAACAAAACCUCUUUUCCGGAACUCUCCCUCCGAACAUGGGAGCUUCACUCCCCAAUCUCGAGCUACUUAUUUUAUUCUUCAACAGACUCAGCGGCAAAAUCCCAAACUCCAUCAACAACGCCACCAAGCUCACUGUCUUGGAACUCAACAGAAACUCAUUCACCGGCUCCGUUCCCGCCUUCUCCAGUCUACGAAACCUCCAAAGGCUCACCCUCUGGGAAAACAAUCUCACCGGAGCUGAUGAAUUCCUAUCUUCCCUAACAAACUGCCCCGUUUUGAAAACCUUGGAAGUGUCGUACAAUCACGAAAUGGCGGGAGUUCUCCCUCGUUCGAUCGGGAACUUCUCGAAUUCGCUUCAAACUAUUAGGGCGUCAUACUGUGACUUUAGAGGUGGCAUUCCUUCUGAGAUUGGAAACUUAACUAGUUUGCUGAAUUUGCAAACUUCUGGUAACAAACUAACCGGAUUGAUCCCAACAACUAUAACAAAUUUGGAAAACCUCCAAGUAUUGAGGCUUGGAGAGAAUCAACUUGAGGGGAAAAUCACAUCUGAUCUUUGUCAGCUCAGGAUGCUGGGGGACUUGAAUAUGAGUGCGAAUCUGUUCACCGGCUCAUUACCGGGCUGCCUCGGUGAAAUUCAAACGCUAAGAAGCCUCUCCUUCGCGAUGAACGGGAUGAACUCGACGAUACCUUUGAGCUUCUGGAGUCUUAAGGAUUUGGUGUAUCUAGAGCUGCAGUUGAAUCAAUUUAGUGGGGAGAUUCCAUCUCUGAUUGGGGAUUUCAAAGGAAUAGACAUAUUAGACCUCUCGUUUAAUCAAUUUAGUGGUCUGAUUCCAAGCUCAAUUGGUGAGUGUGAAUCACUGACUACUUUGUUAUUGAAUGAUAACAGAUUUGAUGGAAGCAUUCCUGAAUCCUUGGGAGAUGUUACAAGUUUAGAAUCACUGUAUUUGCAUAACAACAGUCUUUCUGGAAUUAUACCUAAGAAACUCCAAGGCCUCAAGAGUCUUCUGAAUUUUAAUGUGUCUAACAAUAGAUUGGAAGGUGAAAUUCCGAAUGAGGGCUGCUUUGUUAACUUCACUGCUGAUUCGUUUGCUGGCAACGCUGAUCUAUGUGGUGCUGCGAGGUUUGAUGUGCUGCCUUGCCCUAAAAGAUCGAAGAAUGAUCGUUUGGUGAAGUAUCUCGUGCCACCUCUCGUUGCAGUUGUCGUUUUGGUAGUGAUCAUGGUUUUUUUUAUAAGGAGACGCAGUCAGAAAAGGAUCACAACUCCAGAUGAGGGAAUUGGAUUGAAGAUUGAUUGGAGGAGAAUUUCGUAUUUAGAACUUGAGCGAGGGGCGGAUUCUUUUAGCGACACGAAUCUGCUUGGAAGAGGCAGUUUUGGUUCUGUAUUCAAAGCAAUACUUUCCGAUGGGCUAAAUGUUGCGGUGAAGAUCUUCAAUUUGGAGCUGGAAGGCGCUACCAAGAGCUUUGACACCGAGAGCGAGAUACUAAGCGCGCUUCGCCACAGGAACCUAGUCCGGAUAAUUGGUUGUUGUGUCAACACGGAGUUCAGAGCUUUGAUUCUUGAAUACAUGCCAAAUGGGAGUUUGGAGAAAUGGCUGCAUUCCGCCCGCCAUUGCUUGGAUCUUCUCCAAAGCUUGCAGAUAGCAAUAGAUGUUGCGUUAGCUUUGGAAUAUCUUCAUCAUGGCCACCCGUAUCCCGUUGUCCAUUGUGAUGUGAAGCCAAGCAAUGUGCUGCUUGAUGAAGACAUGGUUGCUCGUGUUGCUGAUUUUGGCAUUGCCAAGCUCUUUGACAAAGGGGAGUUUAUGGCUCUCACGAAAACCCUAGCCACCGUCGGUUAUGCAGCACCAGAGUAUGGAUCGGAAGGAAAAGUAUCCAUAAAUGGAGAUGUAUACAGCUACGGAAUCUUGCUGUUCGAGAUGUUUACAGGAAAGAGACCAACGGAUGAUAUGUUCAGUGGGGAAAUGAGCGUAAAGGAGUGGGUGAGUGAGGCUUUGCAAGAAAGUCGAGUAUCUGAAAUUGUGGCGGUUGGAUUGUUAUCGAGAGAUGAUCAAUACUUUGAAUCAAAUGAGCAAUGUGUGUCAUCAAUUUUUGAUGUGGCUAUGAAAUGCGUAGCCUUCUCGCCGGAGGAAAGAAUCAACAUGAUCGAAGUAGUGGCUUCUCUUCAGAAGAUCAAAUCCAAAGCAACAGCAGAAAGAGUCAGCCCUGUCAACAACAGGAGAUAGAUUCCAGUUUUGAAUAAUGCAAAUAAUGAUAGUUAAUGUUUUCUUGUUGGUGGAAUUUAUUUCGUAAACAAUAACCAAUUUCAA